AUGGCCGCCCAUGAACCCGAAGCCGAUUUGAUCAAUCUUGCAACGCUGAACGCGGAGCAGUUAACUCAAGUCAAGAAGCAAAUCGAUGAAGAACUUGACCACCUCACCCAGUCUUUCGCCCAGCUCCAUGCCGUCCAGGGCAAAUUCAGCGAAUGUCUUAGAAUCGUCAAGACACCAUCAGUAGCUGAGAAAUCCGUCCUCGUUCCCUUGACCAGUUCGCUCUAUGUCCGCGGGGACCUGACAAACUCCAAACAUGUAAUCGUCGACAUUGGGACGGGCUAUUACAUUGAGAAGAAUCGCCCAAAUGCAGAGCGGUUCUACGAAUCUAAGAUCCAGCAACUGCUAGGGAACAUUGAAGACCUUGAGAAAAUCAUACAUCGUAAAACAGCAAAUGCCCGGACCGUGGAAAAUGUUUUGCGUCAAAAAGUAGUACCUGUAUAAAUAACUAUAUGAAAAUACAUUAGGCCCCGUUCGACAAUUUCAACAACUUUUGAAAAUGUAUCAAAAUGUACAAAAAAUGCACAACUCAUAACCCAC
This is a messenger RNA of Sodiomyces alkalinus F11, 537 nucleotides long. RefSeq names its product Prefoldin alpha subunit. The coding region runs from base 1 to 441 and encodes 146 amino acids. Gene Ontology annotation, cellular component: prefoldin complex; cytoplasm. The transcript has 5 exons. The record is from RefSeq and is a predicted model, not a curated record. Gene Ontology annotation, biological process: regulation of DNA-templated transcription; protein folding. NCBI's taxonomy places the organism in Eukaryota, Fungi, Ascomycota, Sordariomycetes, Glomerellales, Plectosphaerellaceae.